Molecule: messenger RNA, 3977 nt
Organism: Epinephelus fuscoguttatus (brown-marbled grouper)
Lineage: Eukaryota; Metazoa; Chordata; Actinopteri; Perciformes; Serranidae
Gene: poldip2
Product: polymerase (DNA-directed), delta interacting protein 2
Exons: 11
Coding region: 40-1173 (377 amino acids)
Biological process (GO): error-free translesion synthesis
Cellular component (GO): nucleus; mitochondrial nucleoid
Molecular function (GO): DNA binding
Source: RefSeq, a predicted model, not a curated record
UGUAAAGCGUGUGUGUGUGCGCGUGCCACGGCUGUAAAGAUGGCGGCCUGUGCGUUACGCCGAGGCUUGCUGAGCACCGUCAGUAAAUACAACAAGAAGCACGCACACAGAAUACUGAGUGUGGUCGACAGCAGCAGCGGGUUUGACGGGUUCAGACCGCGGGUUCAAUGCCGGGCAUGCGGCCUGUCCGGCGGGGUCCAGCAGAGGAGGUUCAUGUCGUCACGGAACAGGCCCGAAGGGAAGAUUUUGGAGACAGUGGGAGUGUUUGAGGCGGUGAAGCAGCAUGGCAAAUAUGAAACGGGACAGCUGUUCCUCCACAGUGUGUUUGGCUACAGAGGCAUCGUCUUGUUUCCCUGGCACGCCCGACUCUAUGACAGAGACAUCACCCCUCCCAUGUCUGACAGCAAACCUGAACCUCCAGGAGCUCACGGCUCGAAGGAGGUGAAGGGGAAGACUCACACCUACUACCAGGUCCUGAUUGACACCAGGGACUGCCCUCACAUAUCUCAGAGGUCUCAGACAGAGGCAGUGACGUUUCUGGCCAACCAUGAUGACAGCAGAGCUCUGUACGCUAUCCCAGGUCUGGAUUAUGUGAGCCAUGAGGACAUCCUGCCCUAUAACUCCACAGAGCAGAUCCCCAUCCAGCACGAGCUCUUUGAGCGUUUCCUCAUGUACAACCCUGCCAAAUCUCCUCCGUUCACAGCCAGAGACACCCUGAAGGCGUGGCAGGAGAAGAACCACCCCUGGCUGGAGCUCUCAGACGUGCACAGGGAGACCACAGAGAACAUCCGAGUCACCGUCAUCCCCUUCUACAUGGGCAUGAGGGAGGCCCAGAACUCCCAUGUUUACUGGUGGCGGUACUGUAUCCGCCUGGAGAACAUGGGCAACGAGGUGGUGCAGCUGAGAGAGAGGCACUGGAGGAUCUUCAGCCUGUCAGGAACCCUGGAGACGGUCCGUGGACGAGGAGUUGUAGGCAGGGAGCCGGUGUUGUCUAAAGAACAGCCUGCCUUUCAGUACAGCAGCCAUGUGUCUCUACAAGCCCCCAGUGGACACAUGUGGGGGACGUUUCGUAUCGAAAGGACCGACGGAUCCCACUUUGACGUUCGCAUUCCCCCUUUCUCCCUGGAGAGCAACAAAGACGACAAAGCCCCCCCUGCUGGCUACACGUUCUAACUGCGAGUCGUCACCUCCCACCUGUGAGGCCCCGGACACGCCGUCAGUCCUGGUCCUGUCUGGGAUGUUUAGAAUUGUCCUCCCCCGUAACAUCGCCUCAGUCUUCAGCAUAAGACUAACGCAAGUCAGGUUAUGCAAAGGGAAAGUAUUGCAUCUGUGAGAGUGCACCCCACAGCAACAUGUCUCUGAUUAAAUCAUAUAGGAUAGACGAACUGAUGGCUGUCCUGUGCGUCUUCACUCCACGUCGUGCUGUAAGAGACGUGCACGGUCAGGUGGAAGAGCACUGGGAGUUUUGGAAGGGGAGUCAGGUGUUCCCAAGCUGAGCUGGACAUGUUGUGAAUCCAGUAGCUGAAAUAUUGAGCAGGUUGUUUUUGAGUGUUUCCUGCUGAGCUCUGGGUUCAUGAAGAGAGCAACAGCUCCAGCUGAGCUUCACACUAACGCUUCAGUCGUGAAAGUCAAAAAGUAAGCCAUCACUCAAACUACAUGUUACAGUCUCCUCCCUGAUAUCCAUGUUUGAAGUUAUGACAACAGGACGUAUGACUUUGAUCCCGGACCCUGUUUUCCUGUCAUGUUCUUUUUAAUUAUAAUACAACACAGUUUAGUUAUGUCAGACCUCCGUGGGCCACUGAAGAGAAGGAAACAGAUUGAAAUGUGAGCUAGUCGUAGUGCUGACGUUACAGUGUUUUACAACAUUGAUGCACAGUGGAUGGAGUCAGGAGUUUGACACUGAUCAACAGAACAAAAGACUCUUUAAUGUCAAAACUAAAUCACAUCUCUACAAAUUAAUUUCAGCAAAUUUCUAUUCACCUGUGUGUCAUUAAGCAGAUGCACCUUUGGCAGCAGUUUUAGCCUUCUGCCUUCUGUGCGGAGGUGUCUAUCAGCUCUGAACAUCUCAGUAUACAGCAGGGAUACCUAACUUGCUUUGCCUGAGGGCCACUUUGGCAAAAUGACAGGAGCCCAGGGGCCAGUUGCAGCAGCUCUGCGGUGUACUCAGGAGCAUUUCCAGGAUUUGAGGACAUUCAGGGCUCAGCCUGUACGUCUAUCAGGGGUCCAGGGGAUCUUCUCCCGGCACCUUUUUCAAUAAACAAGCUCUAUUCUGUAUCUGGAUGCGUUGAUUGUGAAAUUCAGGGCCAAUACCAAUGUUUAAAAUAACAAUUUGGCCGAUAGCAGAUACUUAUACCAAUGCUUUUUUGUUUUUGUUGUCAUGUAUUUCCCCUUUUUAAGGAAACAAAAAAAACACUUAAUUACAGUCUUCAUUUAAAGCGAUUCAGUCCUUUGACAGAGCACAAAUUCAAUCAAACACAUUCAUGAAACUACCUCUAAAAUGACCUCCUUUCACAUAGCUCAUUUUUUUAAUUAACUGCUUCAGAGGCCUUUUUAGUGUAUAUGAUAUAUGACAAUUCUCUCUCCAAUAUCUAUUUUAUAUUGCUGUGAAAACAUCAACAAAUUUCACCUUCAAACAACUUUAUUUUUUCAAGUUUCUCGACAAAAAUGCAUUACGUUUGAACGCAAACGUUUGAACGCAUCACACUGUAACUCAAUCCAGCCGCUGUUCACAAUCAUUGAUACAACAGGCUGCGUCCUUUCUUCCUGAAGGCGUCUCAGUGACGAUCUCUGUUCUUCCUAAACAUGUUUUCUAUCGUCCCCGGGAUGACAGGAUGCUGUUAGUCUGGAGCCCUGCUUUUUAGUGUGCGCAAAAUCUAUGUGAUGUCAUCUUAUUUGCCCAUAGGUCAAUGGCAUUCAACAAGGUGAAUAUCAGCUGAUAUUUGGCGGCCAUUAAAUCAGUGCAUCCCUAAAUUUGAUGCUUUUUUAUUCACUCUCGCACCUUAUUGACAUCAGAAGAACAAAAAACUGUACCAGUGUGAAUCCAUUUAUUGUCACAGAGAAUUAGAAAAUGGUGGCGGUGCCAGAUUUGGCCCGCAGGCUCUAAGUUGAGUUUUACUUGCAUACAGUCUCAGGUCUCUUGGCACAUGGACAUGCAGUCUUUAAGAGCAUCGUGCCCUCUUGACACUUAAAGCUGCGCCAUAUUCUUUAAAUUCUCGUAUGACUGAUUCGACUGUACUGAGUUACAUUCAGAAUCUCCAAAAUGCUCCUGUUUCCCGAGUGGAAAUUUUUGAUGAACGUGUUACAGAUUUGUGUGAAGAGCUAUUUGCCAAGAAACCAGCCGUGGAAUCCUCCAGAUACAGAUGUGUUAAACCCUAAAAUCACUUGUCUCUUCUCGACUUCACACUGAUCUCUACAGUCAGCUGCCCCACUUAUAUUUAGGUGUGAAUACCUACACCAUCAGUUAUGAAGAGAUGUGGUUCAUCUUUGACAUUAAAGUCCGAUUCUCUUGAUCAGUGCUUCAGAAACUUAAUUCCAUCUCUGUGAUUCGGUGUCGUGAAAGAUCAGACUAAAGACGUCAGUGGGCGGGGUGAAUGCUUUCAUCAGCAGUGAACUGUACGUGUUGACGGCCAAAAAAAGAAUCCCGUCUUAGCUGGGAGGAGGUGAGAGUCAGGUCUUAGUCGUCACACCAUAAAGUAACAGGAGAGAAGUGUGAGAGUGUGUGUGUGUGAUUUCUUCUCUGCUCUCUGUAGAAACCAGAAUGAAGUCUUCAUCCCGUACACACACACGCUGGAUGUCGUUCGUUAAGGCUGACUGUUUGACUCUGUGACGCGAGGCGAGAACUUCUCUCUGUUAAAGUGAGGAAAGAAACUAAAAUCUGUUUUGAUAAGUGAUCUGAAGCAACGAUGAUGGUUGAAAUACUACUGUAAAUAGAGUUGUAAUUAAAGGCAGAACAAAUAAAUAAUACCUUUUGAAAAGUA